Molecule: messenger RNA, 1227 nt
Organism: Cuscuta epithymum
Lineage: Eukaryota; Viridiplantae; Streptophyta; Magnoliopsida; Solanales; Convolvulaceae
Source: the annotation of a GenBank genome assembly
AACCAAACAUAGCCCAAGUUCAAAAUAGAGAAAGCCAGACAGCCAGAACUCUGUGAUUUAACCAAACGAACGAUUGAAGGAAGCCCUGCGUCAAGGGCAGUCACCCCAUCCGCAGGCCCGUAGCGCGGCAGCAGUCACCGCAGCAGUCGACCAGGGGCCAAGGCAACCUCCGUCCUGCGUGACCUUUGUCUAGGCCUCUAGGUCGCCACCGCAGCUCGCCAGCAGUCCAGCACCGCAGCUCCUUGGCUCCGCACGCCACCAGUUCAGCCUUGUCCAUCCGUUCAGCACAUCAGCACCCGUGCACCGCACGCCGCCUACUCGCCACCGAAGGUUCAGAAUCAGCCCUACAGGGAAUGUGUCAAGCAGAAGACCCCUUCAAUUUCUAUUGAGUGCGUUGGCUUGAGAGAGACCUACUUCAAUUGCAAGAGAGGACAGUAUGAUAUCAUUUUAGGUUCCGUUGAAGAGUAUUAUAUUUCUCAAACCAAAAUCAGAAAAAGGCUCUUUAACAGCUCAAAUGGAGACCGAAUCUUCAGCAUCAGCGGAGAUUGGCUUGUUGGGAAGCCCACAGCCCGAUAAUAUGUUGGUCCAGUACAUCGUGUUGAGGAGAGACCUGAUUGACACAUGGCCUCUGGGGAGCGUAAUCACUCAAGGCUGCCAUGCGUCAGUUGCUGCAAUCUGGUCCCACAAGACAGAUCCACACACGGUCAGGUACUGUGAUCCUAACAACAUUGACUGUAUGCACAAAGUGACUCUUGAAGUUAAAGGUGAAGCCCAGAUUGUGAGCUUGUCUGAGAAACUUAAAGUAGCUAGUAUUGCUCAUAAGUUGUGGAUUGAACAACCGGAGAAUAUGCCUACCUGCCUUGCCACAAAACCUUAUCCAAAAUCACUUGUAUCGCCCUUCUUCAGAAAGUUAAAGCUCUGUAGGUGAGAACAACCUCAUGCUAAUUUCGUGAUAUGUAUUGCCAUUAGACCUAGCCCGCUGUGUAUUUCAUGGCUGUUCUUUUAUAGAUUUAUUGUGCAAUGUUGUCUUUCGAGUUAGGCUCUGUUUGGCUUGUUCAGAUGUACUUAUUUGGUUGCAAUCGAUUGUACCAAAUAUUUUCCUCUUCGGAAAUACAAUAGAUUCAGUUAUUUCUGCCAGUGUCAAAUAACCCUUUCCAAGUUCCAACCCUCUGUAAGAUUUUAUAUCUACACGCUGAGUCAAUGAAGAUUUAUUUACUUAGAGCAUCU